CUACGUCACACAAAUGUUCCAGCCCCCUAUUUAACACGGGCAGACUGGAGUCCCCUAACCAGAUUUCAAUAGAACAAGUUGAGCCGCUCCUGUUCAACCAACAACACCACGUCCAUUGAUUCUUCCAAUUCACCCACAAGCAGUCCGCCAGCUUCCACUGUGGUCCGAAUCAAAACAAGCAAAGCCCGUGUGCGCACGCGGGGGGAGACAGCCGGCACCGCUCAGUCCUCCGCGGGAUACUUGGAAAGCUACAGCAACAGGAUCCAUCCCCGCUCCUCUCUGCUGUUCAUCAUCACGCCUGAGCAACACCUGUUUUGAGAAAAACCUUUUUUCCGUGUGGCUCGGAUACCCGCGCGCUGUCCUUCCUAAAUGACGGACUGACUAUAACUGCUAUGACAGGGAAACUAGCGGACAAGAUCCCUCUUACCAUGAGCAGUUUAAUAAACACCAUCCCUGACAGUCUCUACCCAGAAGAGGACAUCCCGACGUCUAUGAAUAUUUUCACCAAUACGGAGUCUAUAAACCAUUAUUCACAGAUGAACACAGAUAAUAUCAUGGAUCUGGGCAUGGGGAGUGAGAAGGCGACCUCAGAGAUUCAGUAUGGAUCCAGCUUCCAGUCCAGCCGCAGCGGGCAGACCGUCACUUAUCUGGGGAAGUUUGCCUUUGACACACCUCCCUCGGGUGGGAUUGGUGGUUCAGGCUGGUGCCCUGACAACAACAUCAUCAGCCUCGUGAGUGCGGGGAUCCUGGGUGUCUCUCCAUCGCCGGGCAACGUUACCACGCAGACGUCGUCCUCUGGAGCCAGCAUGGGAGGGCAGGCGGCAGACAUGGAGCAGGUGUAUGGUCCACCGCUGCCUCCUUACUCCACCUGCAGUGACCUCUACCAAGAUCAGGGCUCCUUUCAUCACAGCCCUGUGUCGAGCACGGCUUUAGCCUACCCAGGCAAUGACUAUCAUUCUACACCCAAAGCCUCCAUGGAUGGCAGCCUUUUCUCAAUGAUUCCCGACUACAACCUUUUUCAUCAUCAAGGGGAGGUUGGUGUGAUGGAGCACAAGCCCUUCCAGACUAUGGAUCCCAUCAGAGUGAACCCUCCACCUAUUACACCCCUGGAGACAAUCAGAGCGUUCAAGGACAAGCAGCAAAUGCACCCGUGUUUCCCGGGAGGACAGCAGCACCCGCCUCAACACCAUCCCCCGCCUCAGACUCUCACCCUGAAACCCAUCCGACCGCGGAAGUACCCCAACCGUCCCAGCAAAACCCCAGUCCACGAACGGCCGCACGCCUGUCCGGCAGAGAACUGUGACAGAAGAUUCUCGCGCUCUGAUGAGCUCACGCGUCACCUCCGCAUCCACACGGGUCACAAGCCCUUCCAGUGCAGAAUAUGCAUGCGAUCCUUCAGCCGGAGUGACCAUCUGACCACGCACAUUCGCACACACACAGGUGAGAAACCCUUCUCCUGUGAGUUCUGUGGACGCAAGUUUGCCAGAAGUGAUGAGAGAAAGAGACAUGCAAAGGUUCAUCUGAAACAGAAGGACAAGAAACAGGCAGAGAAGAGCAGUGGGGCAGCGGGGAGUCACACCUCACCCCCCAGUUCCUGUGGGGGGCCAACAGUGGGAUCAUCAUGACCGUCACUAUGUGCACUUGGACUAAAUUAUGGCCAAACACCAUAGAAAGACUUGAUAAAAAAGGGAUCAGACCCACUAUGAAAUGAAUAGGUGACUCUUUUCUUUUCUUCUACCCUCUUGCUGUUCCCUCUAUUUUUAAGAUGGAUGCACUAAGUUUAAGUAAGACAGGGAAGGCUGCUUUUCUUUUUGUUUAAGCAGUUCAGAGCCUCAGCUACUGUAACACAGUGUCAGCACAAAGAAGGGCACUGAAGCACGUUUUUGUCAAAAAGGUCACUGUUUAUCUUGAGGUUAAUACGCUCGGAAAUUCAAACGUUAUAUUUUUUUUAGAUUGGAGACAUGCCAGCCUCCACAAUGGAGCAGAAACCGACAAAUUUGUGAUGGAGCUCAGCUCAGCGUUUAAUCAUCUGGGGUGUAUGCAUUCCUUUUAUUGCACAGUUCCAACGUCCAUUUGGUUAUUUUAAUGUCGUGUCACAAAUACCUUAACGGUGGCACUCGGCUGUCUUUUUUAUUGAAAUGUUGUGUUUAUAUUUUUUUUUAAAGCUGUUUUUUUUUUUUUUUGUAAGGAAUGUGCCAAAUGUAUUGUGAUGAUGCAGCCAACCUUGUUCUUAUAUUUGUGCCUGACAUUUGCCAAACCCAAUUUUGGUAUCAGCUUAACACAGUUGUAAACGGAAAGAUCAGAUUCAUUCAUCUCAUAGCAGAUCAACCAGCUUAGUCUGGUUAAAAAUGACUGACAAAGUCACGCAAAGCAAACUAAUGUCUUGUCAUCUGUUCAAAAAUGCCUGCAGCAAUACGCCCUUUGCCAAUACUUAUUUAUUUCUAGUCACUGUGAGAAACAUUUUUUUUUUGUCGUUUUUGCCCUUUCUUCAUGGCAGCUUUUUCUUCAUGAUUCCAGAUAUUGUUUGUGUUGAAUUUCAUACUUAUUUUUCCUCAUGAACUCCACCGUUUUUUUUGUUUUUUAUUUUUUUAAAUGCACUCAUGAUAUGUUUGUGACCAAUUCAUGAAUCCAGUUUGCCAAGAAACCAAUUACGAGAGCUGACUUAAUUCAUUAAAGCACACCAGGUCACCUGUCUAAACUAUAAAGCUGAAUUACAAAAAAGGAUGAAAGAGGCUCGUUGCACACCAAAAGAUAUAUAGAUAGAGAAUGCUAAAAUUAAAAAAAAAAAAUCUCCAAAUCUUUGUUUACAUCUUUCCUAAUGCAGAGAUUCUGAACUGUAAAUUAAGGUCUUGUUUUUUUGUACAGUAUGCAAAUAUGUAAGCAGGUAGCUAAAGUAGAAAAUUUCACUUUCGUAAACAAAUAUCAAAUGCACCAUACUUCAGUAUUAAAUUGUGAUUAUACUGUAUGUGCAUUAUUUUAAGCACACUAAUGUAAAUACAAAUGUCUGCAUAAAACAAAGACUUUCAACUGAGUGAAUGUUUGUGCAAAAUGUGUCGUAAUGUAGGUAUAAGUUCAAUUAUUUUGUUGUCCUUGGCUACAUAAAGCAGUUUGGUUCACAACAGUUUUGCCAAAUAAAAUGCUCUGGCUUUCACCGAGAGAAAAAAAAAGGAUCUAAACGAUAUAAUGGCACCAUCUGCACGCUUUAGGGUGGAAACUGGCACAGAAAAGCUGUAAUGUGUUCUCUGAAUAAAUUUCAAGAGUUUUUAUAUAUUUAUUAUUUUUUACAUUUUGUGAAUUUCUAUAAAAUAAAUCACUGCUUAUUUCAAUUUCUACGUCCAUCUUACUUUAUAACCUCCUCCAUAAUUUAUGGAAUAUCCUGUUUAAUUUUAAAUUUUCUACUCAUGAAGUUUGGUUCAUGCUGGCAGAAAGAAAAACUUCCACCGUUCACUGCAAUGAUCUUGUUUCAUUUUUACUUUAUUUUAAUAUAAUGUUGACAUUAUAACAUAGAAAAAUAUUAAUUUCAUGAAAGUUUUUCUUUUUGGGGAGUUCUAUGGAACAUUUAUAGAGCAGAAGGGCUAAAGUACAAAGAUGCUGUGUUCAAACAUUAAAACGUUGCUUUUAGUUAUUAGUCUCAAAGGAAAAAGCUGGGGAAAAUGGAAAAAAUACUAUGGAGGAAUGCACUUUAGCCUGGAGGUCCAUAAAACAUGCAGCAGUCAGACAUAACCACACCGGUGCUGGACUCAUUCAUCAAAAAAGUAGGUUGAAUAAGGUACAAACUUGUCAUCGUCUGAGUUUAUAAAAACUCUUGAGAUAAUUUCUCAAACCAAGUUUUUUUUUUUAUUUAAAGGAUUUCUAAAGAUCAGACAUGCACAUUGAAUUUGGCUAUACAGUUUAAUAAAAAAAAAAUCAGCAAACAUAAAAUACAAGCCAAAAAAAAAUGGACACUUGCAAAAACUCUAACGUUUAUAGACAGUGAUGCAAAGAAAAUUAGACUGGAAAAAUUAGGGGGAAAAUGCUUUCCUUGACUUCUAACAAACUGCUUUAACAAGUAAGGUUGCGGACAAGUGUCCAAUCAUUUUCCAAAUAAAAUGCCCUCAGAAAGUCUUUGUGGUCACAUGAACAGAACUCCUUGCACUUUCGUAAAAGGUCUUAAAAGUCUUACUGGCUCUAAUAUUGUAACCAUGAAUCAGGAUGGUUAAAACAUGGCAUCUGUAUCAUGGCAUUGGUGCUCACAGACAUUAAAUGUUUCUACUCCAUGUUCAUGAUUAAACUGAGAUUAAUGGAACAACUUCUACAAGCAAAAUUUGCCUUCCCAGCAUGCAGCAUUUCAGCUCUGAAAUGAAUCAAGAUUUUAUGAUUUGUUUAAUCCCAAGGAAUUUCCUCAAGUCCAAAUAUAAUAUGAAACGUAACAUUAUUAGAUAGAAAAGAAACAGCAUGAAGGGUUGUGGAAAAUAAGUAUUGUCUUAUUUUUAAUAAUUAAUGUUUUCUACAACUUGCUCCAUGUUAUUUUAAAAAUAAAUAAUAUACGUUUUGUAUUUUCCUUGAUCAACCUCUUUCAUGUCCAAGUGAAGCCACGUGAAUACAAGCUUUUAGCAGAAUUCCUGGUUAGCCUCACUUUUGUUGACACCAUUUUUGUUGUGCCAUUUUUGUAAAUUAUGUAAAUAUAAUACAAUCUACUAGAUCUAAUUUCUUUAAUUCAGCUUUUUUUAUUAUUAUUUCCAGCAGUGCAAUAUUUGACAAAUACCACAGAUAUGCAUAAACACCCAUUAAACUCAAUACCUCUUAGAUAUAAUAAAAAAUGCAUUUCACAAAACAUUUUUCUAGAAAAGUCAUCAAUGUUUUCUUGGUCAUAAAUAAGAGAGUGAUUGUCUGGAAUUUUUAAUUUGUCCCAUCCUCUCACUAUGUUACAUAUUUGGUCAGCAGCCACCUUUGUGCCAAACUGGGUUGCAGGGUUGGCUGAUCACAGACAAUACAUUAGGAAAAACCUAACAGGAGCAAACAUAAAUAAAUAAAUAAAAAGAAAUCAUAAAUGUUUGCUUGUUUCUAAGGGCAGCCUUGUGCUAAGGUUUGUGUAACUCUUUGAUUUAAAAUGCAUAAAUAUGGAUUCCCUAAGGAAUGGGAAAAUAGAAAAAGUUUAUAUCAAUAACGAUGUAGAUAUUUUAAGCAAAUCAUGUCAUCUUAUGAACUACAGGGUGGCUUCAGGGAUUUUGUGGUCUUCAGCCGUGACAUUGGUGUUAAAAUGGAGUCGGUACUCACUGUUUUUUUCUUUUAUUUUUUUGUUGUGUUGUGUUUUCUUUCACUAACAGUAUACCCUCAUGUUUGCAUGUGCACGGAAAUAUCCCAAAGUGCUACCAACCCUCUGCAGGUGGUCCUUAUUUCUUUAUUAUGCAUGAAAAUAAAAGUCACUUUGGGUCACACAGGACAAACACAACAACAAUGCAAGAUAGAAAACUUUGGAACAUACAUUGGGAUAACUGUUCUGUUGACUUUAUUUUUUGUUUAAGAAAAACAGUGGGUUUUGUUCAAAUGUUUGGGAUGUCUUGAGUUUAUUUCAUGUUUUUAUUACCUUAUAAUAAGGUCACUUUGCAACAAGAAAUAGUUGUACAAUAUCCUUGUGGUUGGGGGGGAUGGGGUGUUCCCCUGUUUACAUGCCACUUCUGUUUGUUGUAAUGCAAUUGUUUUGUUAUUUCUAUGUAAGUACUUGAAUAAAAAAAAUCACUUGA
Molecule: messenger RNA, 5723 nt
Organism: Oryzias melastigma (Indian medaka)
Lineage: Eukaryota; Metazoa; Chordata; Actinopteri; Beloniformes; Adrianichthyidae
Gene: egr3
Product: early growth response 3
Exons: 2
Coding region: 393-1625 (410 amino acids)
Biological process (GO): regulation of transcription by RNA polymerase II
Molecular function (GO): DNA-binding transcription factor activity, RNA polymerase II-specific; RNA polymerase II cis-regulatory region sequence-specific DNA binding
Source: RefSeq, a predicted model, not a curated record